GAAUUAUUCUCUCUAAACUCCCUUGUAAAAGCACCCGUGCACUCUCUGUUAUAAUAUAAAUUGGGCUACAGGUGUUCCACCUAAAGUCCUACCGGUCACUCUGCGUGUUUUUACCUUUCUUACUUUACCAAAUCAAGCAAACUAUUCUAGACCCGGUCUAGUAUAGUUUGACCGGUCAAGUAAUUUACACCAUCAUUUUUGGCGCCAUCCAUGGGACCGUUAAGGUUUCUUCUCCUCUAAACACAAACCUACCCACAAAAACACCACUCAAAAUGUCUUCAAGCCAACACAUCAAUGCUACUUCCGCUCAGGUGCAAGCCACCAAUGAAGGUACCAGCCUCCCCAUGGCUGCUACCCUACCGGCCAUUUCUGCUCCAGUUUUGCCGUUGGGUCUAAGUUCGGUCCCAACACCCAGCAUGGUCAGCCCAUUCACGACCCCUGUCCCUUCCGCUGGACCAAGGGUCACAUUCCCACCGAGCAUGACUCAGUUCAUGAACGAUCCGGCCAACCUGCAGGCCAUCCAUGGCUUUGGCCAGGUCAUGGCCAUGUGCCAACAGAAUGGGGGGAUGGCCUUUCUCCAUGGUAUGUUCCCGUUCGCUCUUCCAGGUGCGGGAACCAUGCCCCUACAAGCUCCAAUGGCGGUGUCUCCCUUCCAGACGCCGGUGCCGCAACCAUCACCUUUCCAGCCGCAGCUGGUCAGCACCGUAGCCUCUGUCAACGUGACUGGCGCGCUUAACGCUGCAGGGUCGUCGCGUCCCCCGCAAGGUACGAAUCUGCAAGUCACCCCUGAUGGUCAUUGCGUCUCAGUUGAGAGUGAUGACGGCGAGUGGGACAUUCCAAGGGCCCACAAGAAGAAGAAGGGGAAAGCUGUCCGGCCAGCCACUUCCCGAAACUCCGCCUUCGAAAGGCUACGGACAGGGAAGAGGGCCAGAGGAAAUCAGCCAAGCUGAGGCUGGGGCAAAGUGUUGCCCAUGU
Molecule: messenger RNA, 975 nt
Organism: Cuscuta campestris
Lineage: Eukaryota; Viridiplantae; Streptophyta; Magnoliopsida; Solanales; Convolvulaceae
Source: the annotation of a GenBank genome assembly